Molecule: messenger RNA, 1230 nt
Organism: Arachis duranensis
Lineage: Eukaryota; Viridiplantae; Streptophyta; Magnoliopsida; Fabales; Fabaceae
Product: auxin-induced protein IAA4
Exons: 3
Coding region: 98-727 (209 amino acids)
Biological process (GO): regulation of DNA-templated transcription
Cellular component (GO): nucleus
Molecular function (GO): protein binding
Source: RefSeq, a predicted model, not a curated record
UAUUCUCUCUCUUCAUAACAACGCAUUACCUUAGCUACCUCUAUAAAACAAAACCUCUUUCAUUUGCAUCACAUCUCAUAAUCUCAUUCUUGUGAAGAUGGCAACAUCAGCAUCCGCAUAUGAGAAUGAUAUCAAGAACCUUAAGGCAACAGAACUCACAUUGGGUUUGCCAGGGACUCAUCUUCAACAGAAUGUUCCUAUUAUUGAUCAAGAAAAAUCAUCAGCAUCAUCUUCAUCAAACAAGAGGCCAUUGCAAUUGCCUCAUGAAGAAACUUCUCCUGCUCAGGACUGUGGAUCUAAGUGCUCUAAUAUUGCUAAGAACACUGAUGAUGAUGCUGCACCCCCUCCUUCCAAGGCAAAGAUAGUGGGGUGGCCACCAAUUAGAUCAUACAGGAAGAACAGCCUUCAGGAACAAUCUGAGGCUGCAGGUGGGAUCUAUGUGAAGGUGAGCAUGGAUGGAGCACCUUACCUCAGAAAGAUUGAUUUGAAGAUCUAUGGAGGCUAUCCACAACUCCUCAAAGCCCUUGAAAACAUGUUCAAGUUGACUAUAGGUGAGUACUCUGAAAAGGAAGGGUAUAAGGGAUCUGAUUAUGCACCAACAUAUGAAGACAAGGAUGGUGACUGGAUGCUAGUUGGAGAUGUUCCUUGGGACAUGUUUGUGACUUCGUGUAAGAGGCUAAGAAUCAUGAAAGGAUCUGAAGCCAGAGGUUUGGGUUGUGCUGUAUGAUCAGAAAAAAUCACAGAAGGAAGGUGUUUUUGGGUGUGAAGGGAAAUAGAAAGAAAAAAAGGCAUGGGUUUUUCAGCUUGGGUUCUCGGAAGUACUAAAAUGGUUUUUCAAUCACUAUCUUAGUGUAUGCUAUCAUAUCAUCGUAGCAUGCCUAUUCUCAGGAAGGUUUCAGGGGGAGAUUGACAACAAAUAUUACUUGUUUUUUUAUUUAUUUUUCUUUUUUUCGCAUCUAUGGUUAGAUGCAUGCUAUGCUUCUGUUUAUUUUUUAAACUAAACAAGUUUCAGUUGAGAAAUCUCAUGGAGAGAUUUGCUUCAAAUUAUAAUGAAACUUUGUUUACAAGAAGGAUAAUAGGAAGGAGAUGAUCAUAUGUAUUUGUUCAUCCAAGUUUUUUUUUUCUUUUUUGGUGUUUUUAUUAAUACAUGAAUACGUUAUUGUAAAAUACCAAGUAUUCUCAUUAUUGUAUAAAUUUUCAGUUAUUGAAACCGACACAAGAUUAAUUAUA